AGGCACUAUCACACAUUUCAUUAUAUACACAUGGAAUUGACAUUGCAAAUUAUUGCCAGUGAAAUUUCUUUCUCACUUAUUCAUGUUUUGACUCCAAACAUCAGUUGAAGGCGAUGCUGACGUAUAUGAAUGUCCAGAAGAUUUUCAGGAAGAUUUCGGCAGCUUCCCUCCUCCACCACCUCCAGAUGACUUUGAAUGUGAUAAUGAUGGUUUCACGGGUGAUAUUGUAAGUUCAACAGACGUCCAUCCACCAAUAUCUCCUGAACGCAUUCCAAGAUUCAGAUCGAGAAGCGAGAAGGAUGAUAUCUACAUGAAGAACAGAUUUGAGAAGGAAGAAAAAGAAUUUAGAAAGAAAUAUAAGUAUAAAGGAGAAAUUACAGUGUUGUAUCAAGCCGCUGUUAUACCAUCAGUGAAUACAAAGAAAUUUGGUAAUAAAGACUUGGUGGUCAAGCCUGGCGAGAUCAUAGAUGUAAUUACUCCUCCAGAAGGUAACAAAGUCAUCUGUCGAAACAGCGAAGGGAAAUUUGGUUAUGUAUCCACUGCAAAUAUAGAAGAGGACUGUCCUGUUUAUGAUGAUCUUGGAGAAGAGUGUAUCUACGACAAUGACUAAGCAAGCAAGGACAUAUAAUCCCCAUGUAAACAUCAUGUGCCAUUUAUGUCCAUGCAGUGAACUGUGUACCUUGGAGGACAUUUUUUUUACCUCUGUAUUAUUAUUAUUAUUAUUUUUAUUUAUAUUUUCUUACGUAAUGUGGGCAUGACCCAGUAAGGUUUACGGGCAAUUCCAUGCAAAUGUCAAUCUUAUUAUGAAAAGUAAUGUUUUUAACCAAAGUUUUUAACCAUACUCAUAUCUUUGAUGUUAAUACUUGGUGGUUUUAAUACCUAUGCAAAAUCUCUGUUCAAGUUUUUAAAGCAUUUUUACAAUUAUUUACCAUAGUUAAUUAAGUGAAAAUUUUAGAAUUGUCCAUACUGAAGAAAUGUCACAUUGGUAUAUAACUCUGCUUAUUCCUUAUAUAUGCACAUACAAAAAUUAAAAAUAAAUAAAUAUUAAAUGUUCUUGGAGAGCCGUUCUACAUUUGUUGGGUAUUAUUGCAUCUGGUUUGUGUUUUUUUUAAUUUACAGAAUAAAACUAAAACCAUCUAUAACAUCUCUUAAUAAUAGUUAUAGAAAACAUGAGUAUAGACUGAUACUUUCUGAUGUCUGCACUCUAUCAUUAGGGGUUUAGGAAAAUAUAAACAGAUGGUUAAAUAUAUUGAUAAUUAAUGCAUUCUCUGAGAAUUUAUAUUUCAUGUUUUCACUGCAAGUGUCACAUCCAUAACGCUGGAAUUGCUCUUAGGUAAGUGUCUUGUUUUAAAUGUGGACUGGAUAUAAAUGUAUGAAACACAUUGCUGUGACAAAUUGUUAAUUCUCUCUCUAAUACACAAACACGAAUAAAAUGUACAUACAGUACAUAUGCACACACAAACAACCACAGUGAGGGGUUUAAAUGUCAAAUUAUAUACAGGUUAUAUUUUAUUAGCACAACAGACUAAAUGGUAAAUAAUUGUGAAAUUUAUAAGAUAUACUUUUUUAAUAUUUUCUGUGUAUAGUAUAGUACGUGUUCAGAUAUUAGAUUCUUAGAAUCUUUGAUUGGCUGAUUGUAUUUUUAUAAUAACAAGCCAGAUAUGAAUUAAAUUACAAUAUAAAAUCAUAUAUUUUGUGUCAUUACUGAAACUGCAUUGUACCUAUGUACUUAAUAUUGGUGCAUUAUAUUGCUGUAGUUUUCAUUACAAUGCACGAACUGAAGUCUAGUA
This is a messenger RNA of Paramisgurnus dabryanus, 1790 nucleotides long. Its product is annotated as FYN-binding protein 1. NCBI's taxonomy places the organism in Eukaryota, Metazoa, Chordata, Actinopteri, Cypriniformes, Cobitidae. The record is from RefSeq and is a predicted model, not a curated record. Gene Ontology annotation, molecular function: protein binding. Gene Ontology annotation, cellular component: plasma membrane. Gene Ontology annotation, biological process: T cell receptor signaling pathway; integrin-mediated signaling pathway; protein localization to plasma membrane.